AUGUGGCGCGCUAGGUGGGACCCCGGUGUCCUGAAGGCCGAGGCCCUGGCCCUGCUGCCCUGCGGCCUGGGCAUGGCGUUCUCCCAGUCCCACGUGAUGGCCGCUCGGAGGCACCAGCACAGCCGGCUCAUCAUCGAGGUGGACGAGUACAGCUCCAACCCCACGCAGGCCUUCACCUUCUACAACAUCAACCAGGGCCGCUUCCAGCCCCCGCACGUGCAGAUGGUGGACCCUGUGCCUCAUGAUGCCCCCAAGCCGCCUGGCUACACCCGCUUUGUCUGUGUGUCUGACACCCAUUCGAGGACCGACCCCGUCCAGAUGCCUUACGGCGAUGUGCUCAUCCACGCCGGGGACUUCACGGAGCUGGGGCUCCCGAGCGAGGUGAAGAAGUUCAACGAGUGGCUCGGGAGCUUGCCCUACGAGUACAAGAUCGUGAUUGCCGGCAACCACGAGCUGACCUUCGACCAGGAGUUCAUGGCCGACCUCAUCAAGCAGGACUUUUACUACUUCCCGUCCGUGUCCAAGCUGAAGCCAGAGAACUAAGAGAACGUGCAGUCGCUGCUGACCAACUGCAUCUACCUGCAGGACUCCGAGGUCACCGUGAGGGGCUUUCGGGUCUACGGCUCACCGUGGCAGCCCUGGUUUUAUGGCUGGGGCUUUAACCUCCCGCGAGGCCAGGCGCUGCUCGAGAAAUGGAACCUCAUUCCCGAAGGCGUAGACAUACUGAUAACCCACGGACCGCCACUGGGCUUCCUGGACUGGGUCCCCAAGAAGAUGCAGCGGGUGGGCUGCGUGGAGCUGCUCAACACGGUGCAGAGGCGCGUCCAGCCGCGGCUGCACGUCUUCGGCCACAUCCACGAAGGGUACGGCGUCAUGGCCGAUGGGACGACCACCUACGUGAACGCGUCGGUGUGCACCGUGAACUACCAGCCUGUGAACCCGCCCAUAGUCAUUGACCUCCCCACCCCCCGGAACUCCUGACUGCCCCUGCUGUCUCCGCCCUUCCUGCCCACAUCAGCUACACAUGCCUGGCAGAGAGCACGGACCCCUAACCCCCCUUCCUUCCAUGCAGACAACCUGUCUGGUCGUGGGGACCAGCCCGACAGAUGGGUUGAGGCCUUGGAAUGAAGAAAAUCACCCCUGACUCUCCAGCCUCUGUCACCUGGAGUCAGGAGCCCGCGGGUCCCUGUCAGCCGCUCUGCGCUCAUUACUAUAUUCUGCGUGUACGUUCCCGCGUGUACCUUGUCAGAGGACCUUCCAAGCUCGUACUCCCGUCCUGCUUGGGAAUUGACGGCCUCUUCAUCCUUCUCAGUCGGACGCCCUCGUGGGUUUGGGAAGCUGCUGCUUCUGGAAAGUUCUAGCACAAAAUCUCCCUCUAACUGAGGGUCUGUGUGGCUGCAAGCCCUGGGGUUGGGGGCGGGUGGGAGGUUUUGCAGCCAGGGUGCAAAUAGCCCGCCCUCUCCUCCUGGGCUGGAGAGGGGACGGGCCUGCCUCACAGCUGAGGCCCUCGAGGGAGCCAUGAGGGGCGUCUCAGGAAUUCGGACCGCACCCGGCCAGGCCAGUAAGCCGUCUGCCUCGCCUUGUGACCCCACUUUCUUCCUGUGGACAACUUUGUGGACUUGAACACUGGCCUGAAUGAACAUCCAGGUUCUCGCUUGGAGCCUGGAUCCGGGUUGGGGGGGGGGGGGUUGGUUCUACAGAACGAACCACAUUGGUGCCCAGGACCAGCUGAAGGGUGUUCCUGAGUCACGGACGGGCCCUGGUCCCGUGCUCUGCAGAGCUCAGCAGGCUGGAGGGUCCGCAGACUGAGGCAGCGCUGCCGCGUGUAUGCGCCCAUGCGGGUGUGCGUGUACUACACACACACGCACGCACGCACGCAUGCACGCACGCAAACACACACGCUUCUUAACUUCAUGAAGCGGAUCUCAUUACCGUCCUUGAAUGGGGUUCCAUCCCUCGGUGCAAUUUCCCGAGCCGAAUGGUUCCCGGUCCUUGUUGGUGUCCGUGUGUCCUGUUGACGGGAGGGUGGCGCGGUGGCAGAGCAGGGCCUGGGCUCCAGCGGCUCCCUGCAGGGGAACAACUUCUUUUUUCUUUAAAUUAGGCCUGGGGUGGGGGGCGGGGUGGGCUGAGUGAGGGAGGUUAGCCAGCAGGGUCUCCUGAGGGCGAGGCAAGAGAUGCAGGGUCCCCACGUGCAGGGUCCGAUUCUGUCUUUAUUUCCAGUUUUGGCAUUUUGCUCAUCAUGGAUAUCGUUUCUGAAUCGAUUCUGAUUUUUAAAAGACAUUGGACUAAAGAGCAUUGCGUUUCUCUCUCCUGCUGAGCUUUCUGGGGCCCCCUCGCGCCUCUGGGAGGAGGGCCUUACUCACCUCAGCCUGGGCGCUGCCCCGGGAGCCAGCACUUCAGGAGCCCUUAGCACAUACAAUCUCAUUUCACCCUCAGGCACUCCUGUGAGGUUAGCACUGUGGGCCCCAUUUUAGAGAUGAGGAGAUGGAGAUCAGAGGGGUGAGGUCACUUGCCUGAGGACGCCCAGCUCAAAAGGGGCAGAAGCAGGACUUGAGCCUUGGUCUCUGGCUUCAUAGCCUCUGCUUUGCCAACACCCAAACCGCCACCCCUGUAAGGCACUUAUUUUUUAAGGGUCUGGUUCCGGACCUCUGCGGCUUGUUUAGAGAGCGAGCCCCUGGAGCCCCGAGGGGUCUCAGUCUCUGAGCCCAGCACCCCAGCCGCCUAGGAGACUGCGACUCCUUCCCUCCUCACGUGGGGCUCCCCACGGGGCGACAGGCACUGUGCACGAGGGGAGGCUGACAGCACCACCGCCGUGACCGGGACCCGCUGUGCUCGGUGGGGGGGCGGGACUUCAGGAGCCCAUUCGGCCGAGUGGUUCCUGGCGGCCGAGGAUGUUUACAAGGUCUCUCGGGAGCCCCAGAUGCAUGGUGUGUGCGCACGCGCGGGGAGAAGAAGACCCAGGGCCCUUUCAGACACCUCUACCGGAUAUCUAUGCGGACCAAGCACUAUAAACUUGAAAACAAUUUUUUCCUAAGGUAUCUUCAGAAUAUGGUGUAUUUUUAUGUGGAAAAGAAAAGUUAUGAAGGCAGCUGUUACUUUGAAAGAAAAUUCAUUAAAAGUCCUUGAGGUAUGAAAGAUGAUGGCGUGCUCCUCAAUCAUUUUGGCAUAACUUGAUUGUGGCUGUAAUUUUUUUUGUCAAGCAUGUCAGACAAUAAAGUCUUUGUAAAAAGAAA
This is a messenger RNA of Hyaena hyaena (striped hyena), 3233 nucleotides long. RefSeq names its product metallophosphoesterase domain containing 1 (gene MPPED1). The record is from RefSeq and is a predicted model, not a curated record. Gene Ontology annotation, molecular function: hydrolase activity. Lineage: Eukaryota; Metazoa; Chordata; Mammalia; Carnivora; Hyaenidae. The transcript has 6 exons.